Molecule: messenger RNA, 1065 nt
Organism: Strigops habroptila (Kakapo)
Lineage: Eukaryota; Metazoa; Chordata; Aves; Psittaciformes; Psittacidae
Gene: POLI
Product: DNA polymerase iota
Exons: 2
Coding region: 20-943 (307 amino acids)
Biological process (GO): translesion synthesis
Molecular function (GO): damaged DNA binding; DNA-directed DNA polymerase activity
Source: RefSeq, a predicted model, not a curated record
CCCCUUGGUCACCAUCUUAAUGAAGCUCUUGCGGAAGAUGAUCGACGUGGAGCUGCCUUUUCACCUCACCCUCCUCAACAUCUGCUUCUCCAACCUCAAAGAGCUUCCCAGCAACAAGAAGGGAUCGAUUGGUUUCUACCUCAAGCCCAUGGUCCCACCUUCAGGUCCUGGGGGACAGGAAGCUGAAGAGGUCCCACAAGGGGAGGGAAGCGCUGCUUGCAACCAGACUUUUGGCAUCGGAAGCAGCGCAAUUCCCAAACCAUGGAAGCUUUCGGAGCGACAGGCAAGCCCCAUGAGGAAAAGAGGAAUUCCCGACUUCCCAGUUCCCUCUUUUCCUGCUGCCAUCGACGCGGAAGUCUUCAGAGAGCUUCCCGAAGCCAUUCAACAAGAACUUCUUUCUGCCCGCCCGGAAUUCCAUGCUGGGAAUGGUUUGGAUGAGCCAUAUGUCUCUAUUCCCAAAGAGACGCCCAGUUUUUCCCCGAAUCCUGAGGGAUUAAGCCGUGCUACUCACUCCAAAGGGUGUAGUAAACGUGUAGCAGCACCCCAGGGCUGUGUAGUUGCUUUGGGCCCCAACUCUGAGGCUGCUGCUUCUUCUGAGUAUCCCGGAAAGUCAGAGCCAAGCACGGAGAAGGAACCUCUGGAAGUUGGGAUGAGCCAAACUGGUUUGUGUGGCUCCAACUGGGAGCAGGCAACGCCACCUCCGGCUCAACCUCGUAGUAGAGAAGUCGUAUUUCCUCCUCACGUGGACACAAAGACCUUUUAUGAGCUACCUGCGGACGUGCAGCAGGACCUGUUGGCUGAAUGGAAGAGCCGGGAAGAUGGACCCAAACCUAUGGAUAAACCCUUGGAAAAGCCUCGAGGGAGGAAAGGAAGAGGGAAAGCAGCGCCUUGUGCAUCCAACAGCUUGUGGAGAUACUUUAAACCCCAGGGAAAAGGGUUGUAGUAAGGAGAGGAGCAGCGCUCGAAGGCGCUUUACUUGCGUUUCCUUCCGUCUGACUUCGGGCGAGCUUACUACAUGUUGUAAAUAACUACCUGGCGACAUAAAAGCUGCUGGUGACACUUGAA